Messenger RNA from Penicillium manginii, 252 nucleotides. RefSeq lists its product as uncharacterized. The transcript has 2 exons. The record is from RefSeq and is a predicted model, not a curated record. Bases 1 to 252 code for a protein of 83 amino acids. NCBI's taxonomy places the organism in Eukaryota, Fungi, Ascomycota, Eurotiomycetes, Eurotiales, Aspergillaceae.
AUGUCAACCAACAACAAAGGAUCCUCAAACGAGACGCCGAAAAGAGCUAAGAUCCAGCAGAGCCUUACUGACAAUGUCACGGUGACCGAAAAUGCAGGUGGUUACGUCUCAAACAACAAAGCCUCAGGCUCAAUUUCAACCCAAGAAGCUCUGAGAUCAAAGGCUUCGAAUUCAAUCUUUGACAAAGCUAUGAAUGGGACUACAAACCAACAGAAGACCGGAAUCAAACGAAAGACGAUGCACCCAGACUGA